AUGGGUCACCAGCAGCUGUACCAGAGCCAUCCGAGGAAAUGUGGCCAGGGUUCUCGUUCCUGCCACAUCUGCUCAAACUGGCACAGUCUGAUCCGGAAAUACGGCCUCAAUAUGUGCCGCCAGUGUUUCCGUCAGUACGCGAAGUAUGAUAUAGGCUUCAUUAAAUUGGAUUAA
Molecule: messenger RNA, 174 nt
Organism: Neomonachus schauinslandi (Hawaiian monk seal)
Lineage: Eukaryota; Metazoa; Chordata; Mammalia; Carnivora; Phocidae
Product: 40S ribosomal protein S29-like
Exons: 1
Coding region: 1-174 (57 amino acids)
Biological process (GO): translation
Cellular component (GO): ribosome; cytosolic small ribosomal subunit
Molecular function (GO): structural constituent of ribosome; zinc ion binding
Source: RefSeq, a predicted model, not a curated record